Molecule: messenger RNA, 3690 nt
Organism: Colletotrichum higginsianum IMI 349063
Lineage: Eukaryota; Fungi; Ascomycota; Sordariomycetes; Glomerellales; Glomerellaceae
Product: choriogenin Hminor
Exons: 2
Coding region: 1-3690 (1229 amino acids)
Source: RefSeq, a predicted model, not a curated record
AUGUUGCCCAACAUGACGUCGAGUAAGUUGUCGGUUUCUCGCGCUUCCAUUAAAUCUUCUUUGGGCCACUUCUCCUUCUCUUCCUCCCAAACCAACCUCGCCGACCCAAUCUCGCCCAAAGCCCGCCGCAAGAGACAUCACAGCGUAUCCGAGCCCCUAUACGAGCAGCAACAACAGCAGCAGCAGCAGCAGCAGCAGCAACAACAACAAUACCAAAAUCAGCAUCGGCUACAACCAACCGCUCUCGGAGGCUCCGGCCGCGAAGACGCCAACAGUUACACGCCCACCCGCCCGCAGCCGCCCGCAUCCCCGAAACGAUCACAGACCGACACCUCGGUCAACUCUCCCACGACUGCUGCCAAGAUCAACGGCGGAAACCCGUCCCUGAAGGUUCCAGAGGACCAGACACCCGCCGCCGAGCCAGUGCUCAUCGCUCCCGUUCCCACUCGACCCCCCAACAACAGAAAAUCCCGGUCUUGGGGGCACCGUCUGUCUGCUCUGUUUCCCUCGCUCAUCGUCCAACCGACAGAUCUACCCCAAACACAAUCUCAGCCGCAGCAGCAGCAGCAGCAACAACAGCAGCAGCAACAGCUCCCGGUCCACCGCAAAUCGCUGCCCUCCGACACGCCCGCCUCUCCCUCCGAUAGCGCUCCCUCUUACCACACGACUGGUAAUCCCACCGUCCGGCCUGUGACGAGCUCAGGUCUCGGUCUCGGAAUCGUCUCUCCCAUCGCCGACGACGACGACGACGACAACUACCUCAACCUGCCUCCUCCCACUCCUCCCUCUGAUGCACCGCCUCCUGUUCCUAGAAAAGUCGCCCCCGCACCUCUACACCUUUCAAUACGAACAACGACAGCAACAGCACACUCUUCAGCCGAUCAACCCAUGAUCUCUCCUCCCCAAGCUUACUCGCCUGCCUCUCUAGACAUGCUGGCCACUCCUCCGCCGCCCUCCGAGGCGCCGCCCCCCGUGCCAGCCAAGCUGCGAAAGGACAGGCACCUCCCGACCACACCGCCAGUACCGCAAACCAACGACGGCUCGCCCGUAUCACAGCCCGAGACGACGCCGCCCGCCAAGUUGAGAAAGGAGGUCGCCGAGCCUAGAAAGCGAAGCAGCUCCUUCCUCGAGAACCGGAAAUCGUCGUUCCCCAUGCUGGGCGUCCGCGCUCCGUCGCCCGGUCCGGAUGCGCGAGGCAGAAGCACAUCCGUCACCCCGCCCGGCGGCCGGACCAACACUGGAAGCUCGCAGAAUACUCUCCCGACCCAUAGGUCCAACGACAGUCAGAGCCCGACCCGCGACGAGAGGCGCGGACGGCUGCGCAGGAGCUGGCUGCCUGGCGGAGGAAGAUCGCGAUCGAACUCGCAGGAUGUCACUGCCGCCAGCAACAGCUCCCAGGCGUGGGUGCUGUCGCCCGACACGCCCGGCGAAUACAACACAUCGUUUUUGCUCAAUGCGGAAAAGGUCCCGGAACUGUGGAACGAGAACGGCAACGUCUACGUUUACCUCCAGCCCAGGAGCAGCAACGCCGGGCCGUCCUUCAAGGUGCCCAGCUUUUCCAUCAUCAACUCGGUCAUCUUCAACGAGCUCAUCCAGGCCGAAAUGGCCUCGCCGACUAGCAGGAGCAGGGCGAAGAGUUUCGGAGGCCGGGACAGCCUUUCGGUGGACGACGCGCGGUCCGGCGGCUCACCCCCACUGGAAAGCUACGACGGCCCCGGCGACCUGAGGCUCUAUCUGCCGGCGACGCCCCCGCAAUACACGCAACCGGGCAACGGCCAGCUCUCGGCGCCGGGGCCGCAGCUCCGCGCCGACGUCGACCGACUGAUUUCCGUCCGCAACCUUUUCGCGUUCUUGACCGGCCAGCCGCUGGUGGCCACCAAGGCGCACCCCACCACUUUCGCGGCGUUUCUGCAGAUCGCGAAGCUGCUCAAGGAGUACGGCUUCACCAACGCUGACGGCUCCUCCUUCGGCGAGGCCGUCGACCUAAGCUUUGGCUUCUUCAUGGAGCAGCUAUCGCUCGCCGAUGUCCGCCACAGCCGCGAGAAGACGCUCGAGUCGCUGAUCCUGGGAGAGUCCAUGAGGUCGAUGGAACUCUACAACGAGGCCUUCGCGCACGCCGUGGGCAAGUACACGGCGAUCCUCGACCUGCGCUCGCCGCUUUUCGAGCAGAUCUCCCUCUAUACGAGGCAGCGCCUCGAGCGCGCGCAUCUGGACCUCGUCAACCGGCAGCACAACGUCAACGUCAGGCUCGAGCAGUUCGAGUUCCCGUCAAUAUUCGCGGGUGUCGCAAGCUCCACCUCAAGCGCCGAGCUGAAGGCCAUCCGGUUCAAGGUCUGGCAGAAGCACUUCAACAAGAUGAGGCAGUUCGUCCUGGGGUACUACAAGAACAACUUUGGCGCCUGGCCGCCCAAGGCCAGCAGCAAGAAGAACCCCUUCUCCGAGAGCGGCCUCAACCGCCUCGUGCUGAAGGCCCUCUACUCCGACAUGUGCGCGCUGUACGACCUCCUCGUGGACCGCGAGAACAUCACCACCAGGGUCAUGGACGGGAACGCCGACGACGAGUCCGGCAAGACGACUGACCCGCCCACGAUUGUCAACCUGCGCAAGAUGCUCACCGAGUUCGACAACUCGACACCCCCCGUCCUGCCGCCCAUCCCCUUCGACGUCCCGAAGCUGCCCACGAUGACGGCCAUCCUCGAGACGUACGACACCAUGUCGGCCAAGGAGCAGGCCCGGUUCGACCGCAAGAUCAAGGAGCACGAGCUGACGCUCGUCCUCCAGAAGGCGUACAACUGGGACGCCAACAGCGUCAACAUCCCCUUCCUCACCGAGUUCAAGGACUUUGAGCAGCACGAGGCCAAGGGCAAGAGCGCGGCCGACCUGGCGGACCAGCGCAUCGGCUACUGGCUCUUUCUCUACGUCGUUCUCCAGUCGCUGCCGAUGCUCGUCGUCGACGCGCCGAACCUGCGCUUCAGCGAGGCCGUCGAGUACUUCCUGUGCGAGCCGCCCAUGGGCAACCUGCCUUGGCUCGAGGACGCGCGCCAGGUCCGCAAGAUGUGGUACGAGGUCUCGGGCGGCAACGGCUACGUCGAGCUCUCGGCCGACAGUGUCCUGUUCAGCGUCGAGGCCGUGUACCACCGCAGCCACUGCUGGCUGGCCGCCAAGGAGUGGGAGGGCCUCGACGGCGCCGAGGCCCCGCCCCCACAGGACGCUGGCAUGUCCCCGCUGGAGCCGCCCCGACCCGUAUUCCCCGGCCCGGACGGCAUCGUCGGCGGCCCCUCGUCCGGCACCCCGCCCACACCCGGGUCCCCACAGUCCCACCUGCGGCCGCGCAACGUCUCGCCGGGAGGACGCCAGCUCGGCAACCGCAGCGCGCACCGGUCCAGCAUGAUCUUCGGCCUCGAGCCCGUGCCGUUCGAUGAGGGCAUGCCGGGCGACCGCAGCUCGCGCAUCGGCGCCGCCGGCAGCAGCGCGCGGAGCAGCUCGGCCGGGUCGCGCCCCCUGAGCAUGGUCAUGCCGCGCACGCCCUCGGCCACGAACCUGCGCAACCAGUCCGUUGACCACACCGCCGCCGCCGCCGCCUAUGCGCCGCAGGAGGCCGCCGCGACGUCGACCAUGACGUUUGACGACAUCCUCGGGGGAGGCGAGGAGAAGAAGACGACCAAGAAGAAGAAGGGCAAGUUUUUCUGA